AUGGGAUUGAUUGUUCUCAAACCAUUUCCAGAUAUAUACCCACGUUUAGAUAUCUUGGAUUUCUAUGACAAUGAAACAUAUAGACCACAUCUCGAUUUACUUAUUCAAAGUUAUCAAGCAAUGUAUGAUCGCCCCUACGAAGAUAUGCGAUCGUUUUAUCGGGUUGCUGGUAUUCAUGGGUUGCCUUAUGAACCUUAUGAUGGAGUUACUGGCGAUGCACAUGAAUAUAAAUCAUCGAAAGGUCGUUGGGGCGGAUAUUGUCAUCAUGGAGAUAGUUUAUUUAUAACAUGGCAUAGACCAUUUAUGCUUUUGUUUGAAUCUUUGAUAGUUAUUGAAGCUAAAAAAAUUGCUUUACAAUACCAUGAUAAUGAAAAGGAAAAGUAUGUUGAAGCGGCAAAGCAACUUCGUCAUCCCUAUUUUGAUUGGGCUGAUGAAAAGGCAAUAAAAGGAGUUCCAGAAAUAUUUCUAAUACCUGAAAUCGAGAUAAAUACGCCAGAUGGCAGGAAAAAUGUUACAAAUCCGCUAAAAAGUUAUACUUUACCUGUAGAUCUUUCAUAUCCUCUAGAAAAAGGUCAUAAUCCAUGGGAUAAACCACAUUAUAUUAUUCCAAAUAUUACAUCUGAUCCAUUUACACCUGCCGGUUAUCCUACAAUUAGAUAUCCUAAUGCUAAUUAUGAAGAUCAAAAUAAUAUAUUAAAUUCUAAUCUAUCCGUGUAUGUUUCUACAGUAUUUAGACCUGGGUUGUAUCAAAUGUUUCAUCUUAGCAAUUACCUACUUUUUAGCACCCGUGGUACACAACAGAUAAAUGUGUCUUCAGGUCUUCCGCCUCCUUCAGCAUUUUUUGAAUCUGCACAUUUUACAUCCAUUGAGACAAUUCACGAUGCCUUUCAUGUAGUAAGUGGUGGCCUUGGAGGUCAUAUGGCUCAUGUAAACACAGCUGCAUUUGACCCAUUGUUUUUUUGCCAUCAUUUUAAUAUCGACCGUCUUUUUGCACUUUGGCAGGGAGUAUUUCCUAAUAGUUGGAUUUCACAAAAUAUUGAUGUCAACGGAACUUAUACAGAAGAAAUGAACACAGUGAUAGAUGAAAAUACAGAUUUAACGCCAUUUCGAAAGACAAAAACAGAAUUCUGGAAAUCUUCAGAUAUUCGAGAUAUAGAAAAACUUGGGUAUACGUAUCCUCAAGUUACGAUGUUUAAAGGUCAAGAUCCCAAAAAAUUACAAGCAUAUCUUCUUAAGCUCUAUAAACCUGAUCCUUAUUAUGGACGCAGAUUUUUUGUAAAGCUGACUAUAGAAGAGGGUAAAUUAUUUGGACCAUUUUGUAUUAGAGUAUUUGUUAAUUUGAAAAAUGCAACUGCCCAAACACCAAUAACUUCACCUCAUUUUGCUGGUCUCGUUGCUAUGUGGCAUAAUAUUAAUCAUUUUCAUGCUAGUAAUAAUACUUUUGUCGUGGAAACUAUUGAUAUUACGGCAGCUAUGAGCCGAUUGGGAAUACAGAUAGAAAUGCAUAAUUGUACACAAGUCAAUAAUACAACAGAUUUGUUAAAUUCAGCUACGAUUUUUGACAUUGAAAAUAAUAUCACGAUAGUUCCUGUUUUAAUAAAUGGAAUGGGAGUUAGAUUGAAAGAAGCUGGAGUUGAUAUGGUUGAAGUUAUUUCAUUCGAACACGAUAAAGUAAAUCCAAAUUUCUUGGUAGAAAACACCG
This is a messenger RNA of Dentiscutata erythropus, 1702 nucleotides long. NCBI's taxonomy places the organism in Eukaryota, Fungi, Glomeromycota, Glomeromycetes, Diversisporales, Gigasporaceae. The record is from the annotation of a GenBank genome assembly.